This is a messenger RNA of Paramuricea clavata, 7130 nucleotides long. NCBI's taxonomy places the organism in Eukaryota, Metazoa, Cnidaria, Anthozoa, Malacalcyonacea, Plexauridae. The record is from the annotation of a GenBank genome assembly.
AAUGUCCAAGAGUGGGGCAAUAGGAGAGCUGCAGAUUAUUAUGAGUUCCACUUACCAGAUGGUUUCCGACGCCCUCAAGGAGACUCAAGCCUUGAACAGUUCAUAAGAAAUAAAUAUGAGAAGAAGUUGUAUAUAAAUAAAGGCGGACCACCUCCUGUACGAGCAACUAUUAAUUCACCUGAAAAGGUAUAUAAACUGUAAAAAAUAUCAUGAGAAUUAUUGGGGAUGUGCCGGAUACUGUUUUUGCUGGAUACUGUUUUUGCCGGAUACCGGAUGGUAGUCUACCGGAUACCGGUCAGGAGAACAUGAUGACCGGAUACCGGAUAAUAACCAGAUACUCCCAUACAAUAAUUUAUUAGAAACACAACAUUUUUAUAGCUUAAUGAACUAGUCCUAUGUGGCAAUGUGUUUAAUACUUCAAGAGUUUUUGUAUCUUUGACCUAUUUGUCUUUACCAAGGCCAUAUCUUAUGAUUCACCUUACAUUGUUUACUGGUAUUCAGUAUAUAAAAUUCACUGCUGUUGGCAAACGAGCAGUUCACAUCACCAUCACGAAAAAAAAAUGUUGUAAUUUUGUCGUAAUGCAGCGCAUGCUCAGUAAUUGUUCGUGUUUCACAAUUUGUAAACGCCAAGUAAACUUUACCGUUUCAUGAUUGUAACAAAAUAUCUUACAGUACUAUCCGGUGAAUAUCCGGCAAAUUUCUAUCGGAUACCAGAUAGUGCCGGAUGUCAAAAUUUUACCGGUAUCCGGAUCCGGCACAUCCCUAAGAAUUAUAGGGUUGAAGGUUUUUUAAAUCACCCACGAAAUAGUCGAAAUUGGAGCAUUUUGGCUGUUCAUUGUCUGGCUAGAUGACACAAUUACAGUAAUAUAUGCAAAAUUGCCAGGGAUCGAAUAUGCCCUUUCGCCAUGCAUGCGGUUCACUGCUGCGUAAAUGUUGACCCAUUGAGUGGCAGCGCUCUCCCCUUGAGUAAAACUGUCUGGCAAUAGACAGAGUAAAAUAAGAAAGUAGGCACAUUAGGGUGCAAUGUGUCUUAAUGGGUUAAGUUGUAAGCCAAUCUGCCAAUGAUCCCAAAUAUGGACGUCUGAGACCCUGGCAUGCAUACUUUGCCCCACAAUGAACACUUAUCUAUGAGUUUGAAUCUUUUAUGAAUAUAGGUUAGCCAAGAAAAGAAAAAGUCUUCUGUUAAUGAAAAUAAAAAGGUAAUAAAGUUAAAGUGAAAUUCUAAGCCUUCUUGAUGUCCUAAAUACCUCAUAAACUUGGUGAGAUCAUAUGCAUUGUGUACAAAUUAAAUUAACCAGUUUUAUCUCCAAUUGAUGUAGAUAUCUAGACCAGAACCUUCCAAGUCAGUUCCGAAUGUGGUAAAGACCAGCAAUGUACCAAGUAGUAAGGCACCAUCAGCUACAGUAGACCUACUGUCACUGUCUGAACCAGCACCGCCAUCACAGCCACCACAACAACAACAACAACAAAACAGCACCUUGCUAAGCAUAUCAGCAACACCCGCCAAGCAAGAUAAUACAGCUGACGUAAGUUUAGAGAUGUAACUUGUAAACCUUCUAGUCAAAAUUUAAGAUUACCAAGGCUGAGUUUUUGAAGAUGGUUAGAUUGGUGACCAGUUGCACAGCUGAUUAGUUAGUUACCUGUUGAUUACAGUAAGCAGGUUGUGGUUGUCCAAAUCAUUGAAGCAAUACACCUCAUUUAUAUUGCAGAGAAAAAAACUUGCAGAGCACAGUAGAGAUCCAACCAAACUCCACUUAUGUGACUUUUCAUGUUACCCAACCUAAAUACAUACCCCACCAUCAAGUCAUCAAUCUACAGUAGCAGGCUGAAUCAAGUGAUAAAUGGGGGGAGGAGAGUGCUGACCACAUCUGCUUCCUGUGCCACAUCCUCUGACCUCCUUGUCUGUAAGAUGCUGUUUCACAAAUCACAAUGAUAUUCCUUGUAGUUGUAUCCAUCCAUUCUAAUCAAAUGUACAAACCAUCUCAUUCUCGCUUCUUCUACUUUCCGGACACUGAUUUCUACUCCAGCUUUUCUGCAAAGUUGUUUUCAAAAAGAUUUCCUUCUGUUCAUCAUUCUCAUCUCACUCUUUCCAGUAGCCUCUUUCUUCCUCAUUCUUUGGUGCCCACAUUUCCAUACAACAUCACAUGCAUUCACCUGUACAUCAAAUUAACUUAGGGUUAUAUUAUGAUUAUACGGGUAUGAAUGUGAUAGUUGACAUUAGAAUUAAAAUUUAAUACGGAUCUUCUGGGAACGAAAUUUGUAGUUUGUUACAGAUUUUUUGAAACUGUCAAAUACAAUGGGCUAUUCCCUUGAAGAAUUCCAAGCUCAAAACCCUUUAUCCUUGAAGAGAAGAAUUCCAAGCUCAAAACCCAUUACCCUUGAAGAAUUCCAAGCUCAAAACCCUUUAUCCUUGAAGAGAAGAAUUCCAAGCUCAAAACCCAUUACCCUUGAAGAAUUCCAAGCUCAAAACCCUUUACCCCUGAAGAAUUCCAGGGAUCCUCAACGGGGGGGAGGGGGGGGGUACGGAUAUUAAAUGGAAUAGUCCAAUGGUAAUCUCUAGUAAUCAUUGUGUAAAUUAAAAUGAUGUGUAUGCCAAUUUUUGUAGCUUCUUAAUUUUGGUGGCUCAUCAUUCCAAGCACCGUCUAACAAUGUUCAACAACCACCGUCACAGGGGUUUGCAUUUGAUUUAGCUCAGGUAAGUACCAUUUUGUUGGUGACUGUUACACCAUACAUGCUUCGCCUGUCACGGUGACAACAAAUGAGGUUCAGUAGUAAUAUCUGCCCACAAAAAAUUUUUCCCCUUAACAUUUUUCGUUUUAUUUUAUCACAUCGCAAUUUUAAGUGUCACUGAAACCGUUAAAUUCACGAUCUCGUGACAAGCGAAUCCAGUUUUGUAUAACUGGUGGGGCAGUUCCGUUGUUCGCAUCAAUUUUCAAUACAUUUCACGUUGUCCGCAUUGUAUAGCACCGUAUAUAAAACAUUGAAUUGAAAUCCCAUUUUAGAGCAUGUCCACACCGGUGGGCAAUACAGUAGCAACAUCAAAUGGUGUGAUGACUUCAUCAAACCAAACAAAUCUUGAAGAGAAUUUAUUUAAAGAUGAUCCAAGCGGUGGAGGAGGACAGUCGAAAAAAGGUGAGUGAGAAUGUUCACCUUGCCGUAGCGCGUUAAUAGACUUACUGUCGUUCCAAUUGAAGUGUUGCUCAAAUAUUGAUUCAAUACAUUACCUCGGGCUGACCAAUUCAUUUCAUCAAGUUCCUCGAGAUAUUCGUACACUUCCUAGUAUAAUUGUAAACUUCCUGUUGAAUAGCUUGAAUGCACCAAUCACCUUUGUUGUUUGUGCAACUAACCAAUCAUAAAUAGAAAGGAAGUGACCAGAAAUGAUCAAAUACUUGGAAUUAGCUCUUUCACAGGAAGUGUAUGAAUAUCUCGAGGAACUUGAUGAAAUGAAUUGGUCAGCCCGAGGUAAUGUAUUGAAUCAAUAUUUGAGCAACACUUCAAUUGGAACGACAGUAAGGCCAUGUUACACGGUGCAAUUUUUCUUGCAACUUGUAAUGCAAUUCUGCUCUUGAGAGAUGUAAAAUUGCCAAAUACGAGUAUUCAUUAUACUCCGCUGAUGUUUUCUUAACAUGUCGAAAAUUCUUCACUGAUUUCACUAAUUAACAUCUCUCAAGAGUAGAAUUGCAUUGCAAGUUGCAAGAAAAAUUGCACCGUGUAACGUGGCCUUUACUGGUUAUUGCACUUUUUCCCCAAUGGAGAAAUUUGUUUUCAUAUUUGGACAACCGAUCCUGCAUCAUGGUUUCCAUAUGGUCGUAAAGAUUGAGUCACGAUCUUUCUCAUCAGCCGAAAUACAAAAUACGCAGAGUGAUUAUAACUAGAGAAUACUUAUGAUUUACAUGUGGUUUACAGGUAUGAACUAUUAUAAACUGGCCGUUUUGAGAAAGAUCGUGACUUGAAUCAAAUUGUAUAUAGAUAGAUAUAGUCUUUAUCAUGGGACAGUCCCCAAUAUCACAGUACGAGUAAGUACUGUACAAUAAACAGUACAGUUUUAUUGGGUAGUGUAUCACAGUACCUAAUAGACCCAUUGCACAGGACGUCACAGCGCCGGUGACGAUGCAUCUGGAGGACAAAUUAGCAAUCUAUGCAUAAUGUAACUUUUGUAAACAAAGCAAAUUUUGUAAAACUUUAUAAUAAUUUUGUAUUAAAAUGGUUAAUUUUUGCGCUGUAUGUGGUUGUUGUACAAGAACACAUAUUGUUAGGGAGCAUCUGGAGGACACUCGAAGGAAUUUGUGACGUCAGUGCAAGGGGUCUAUAAGACUAUACAAUAAACAGUAUUAUUGAACAUUUGGUAGUAACAGUAAGUUGAAUCAAAUUAUAUAGUCGUUAGAAAGGUUAUUUACGUGUUGCAGAUUCUAUAAUGGCGCUGUAUCAGCCAUCACAAAAGCAAGCAAACCCUCAGAUGUUUGGCAUACCAGGUGGAGUGUAUCUGCAACAACAACAACAACAACAGCAGCAACAAAUGAAUGCAAUAGCUAUGAACAGACCACAAGGGGCGGCACCUCAGUAUAACACACAGCAACAAAUGUUUGGUGCACCACAGCAGCAACAACAACAGCAAAUGUAUCAGGUAUGAUAAAGUUUUGUUUUUACAGAAGCAUAACCCCAGGACUGAUUAAUAUUAGCGCCUGCGAGCAAAAUUUAGAACUUCAGAAUGUGCCUGCAAAAUUACCCGGUGUUUUAGGUUUUGAGAGUUAAACUAUUGUUGGAGUAUCAGUAUUUAACGAGGUUUUAAAAUGUGUCUGCUCUAAUUUCAGGUUAAUCAAGUACAACAGCAGAUGGCAAUGCUUGGCUUUGGUCAGCAACAGCAGCGACCAUCUACUCAGGCAAUGCCUAACAAUCGGGCUAUGCCUAACAUUCAGGCAGCUGCAGGCUACAACUAUAAUCAACCCAUGCCAGGUAUGAUGCAGUACAACAACGGCCCGGCGCCCUAUGGUGGUAACACCCCCAUGGUAAACGGUAGUUGGAUGCCACGACCCCCCGGGAGUUUUCCUCAACAACAGCCAAUACCUCAGUAUGUCAGCAGCGGUCCUGCAGCACCAAGGUUUAACAUGUAUCAAGCACAGGGGGGUGUACAGUCUGGACAUACCUUGAGCACCAAUCUGUGGAAAUGAACGGAAUUAUUGUGACGUGUUUCGUGAAAUGAAAUUGUAAACUUAUUUGGUUUCGAAGAACUAAUUUUUUUCUGCAAAUGGCCGCACGUUGGUCAGAAUGUAAAUACGGAGAUGCGAUGAGUUGAGAUAACGGGUUUUCUGGCAAAACUGGUGUUCUCGAAGCAUUCUUUUUCGUGAAAAUAAAAUCGGAAAACGGAAUAAUUUGCACUAUACGAAGUUUGGACUGGUUGUCCCAAAGGACUGCUUCAAACUAACUUCGUAAACUGUGAUCAAUUUUAGCAAGAACUUUAAUUAGUUGAAAUUAAAAUGAAAUACGAUUGUCUAUACCUGCUUGGCCAUGUGAAAAAGCAAAACAAGACUUUGGGAAUAACUUCUGGUACACACAUAAAAACGCACAAGUUGUAACAAACCUGCAGCAGACUUGUAGCAAUGCUGUUCCAACAACUUGUCAACAGGAUGUGUUCGCACUGCUUGUUCCCAGCUUGUUGACAUGUUGUCAACGGCUUGUCGACAACUUGCUACAAGGUUGUUGAGCUCAACAACAACGACUUGUUACAAGUUGUUCCAUCAACUUGUUGUCAUCCUGCAAUUCAACAAUUUGUCAACAAGUUGUGAGUGACAACCUGUAGCAACUUGAUAAAAUAACGGCAUUGUUACAACUUGUUGACAAGCUUGCUACAAGCCUGUUGUGAACACAUCUUGUUGACAAGUUGUGAGAUUUUGACGUGUGUACACACAUGCUACAUUGGAUUGAAUGAUCAAAAUGUACACUUUAUGAAGCGACUAAGUAUGGAACUGUAUGGAUUUAUGGAAACAAACAUUAAUUUAAUUAAACAAUUUUACCAAUACUAAUAGAAAGAUUAGAAACAAUUAUGGUGUAGAAACUGUGGAAAUGCAAGCCAUAUAACUGGUCAUGCACUGGAAGUUUUAAAUUUUUAUUCAAACCUCUUAGAUAUGCAUGGUCCCAUUUAGAAAUUCAGGUUUUCUGGGUGCAUAUAAAUAAAUCCAGUGUGGAAAGUUUGUAUCGCGCGACCGAGAUAUCGGCGCGCAAUUUUGAUGCUUUCUAUAUAUUUACUAUUAAAUCUCGGUUGCGUUGUUUUCCAAACUUUCCAGUCUGGUGCAUAUUUAUUGCUGUAGCAUGACCACCAGCCAUGGCUGGCAUCGCCACUGACCUGAAAUGUUGCUGAGCAAUGAUGUAAAGAUCGUAGUGUUCAUCGGAAUGAACUUGUAUUACCAAAUCUGUGAAGGCUGUGUCUCAAAGUUUCUGUGAUCACAGUAGGAAUUUUGCACAGGCAAAUUCUAAGUUUUGAAGGAUUUGUAAGAAAUAUUUGAGGCAACUGAUCCAGUGUUUAACAAUGAAUCGGUUCCCUCAAAAUCUCUUACAAAUCCUUCAAACCUUUGAAUUUAGCUAUGCAAAAUUCCUACUGUGAUCACAGAAACUUUGAUAGUUUAAACCAGCCUUAACCGUUGAAGUCUUGUUAACAUUUAACGUGGUUGUCAUGACCUCGUCAAGACCACCGGGGUAAAAUAGUCUGGGUCUAUCUUGUCUUUUGUGUAUGGAAAUUGGUUUUUACUGAUUGCAAGGAUGUAUGGGGAACUGUCUUGUGUACAUCGUUCAUCUUGACCUGAUCAUGAUGGCCAUGACAAAACCAGGCUUCAUAUACUUUCAAUUCUAUAUAAUCUCUCAUCCAAACGUUAGUUUUUUUGUUACGAAAGUGCAUAUUGUAUCUUUCUGCUUGUAAUGCAUGUGUGUUCGAAAGCUUUUACCAAGCGAUAUGUCCAAAAUAUAGUUUGCUUAUUAUUCCAAAGUAAUUCAGUAAUAAACAAAUAUGUAAUAUAUCAAAUGUUCAUGAAAUUAAAGAAACGUCAAUUUGAUUUUAGCCUAAGUUUUGAAGGAUUUGUAAGAAAUGUUUGAGGGGGUUCGACUCGCUGUUUAACACUGUAUAUGGCCACAGAAUAAAU